AGGAAAGACAGCCAUUUUGCACCGUCCCUCUUCCACCCAGAAAGUAGGUUGUCGUGGGAAGACGUAAUCAGAGAAAACUACUAACUCACAAAUCCCACCACACAAUCAUUCCCCCGUGUCAGCACAAUAUACCUACUCAGUUUCCUCCGUUUGAAAAAGGAGGCAUCGAGGGUUAACGGAAGCAACGUUUCAGAAAAGCAAGGCUACAGAGAGGCAUUUGACAAAGGCACUGGAUGGAUAGUAUCGAAGCUGAAGCCCUGUACCUGACCACAGCGCAGCACGGGCAACCUCAAUGCGAGCUUUCUCUUCCUGCUGUGGAAGUACCUGCCCUUGGCGGAAGCAAGAAGAUGAAUGGGUCUCUGGACCACCCAGACCAGCCCGACAUUGAUUCUAUAAAGAUGUUUGUGGGUCAGAUCCCUCGGACGUGGUCAGAGGAUCAGCUGCGUGAGCUGUUUGAGCCCUAUGGUGCAGUUUAUGAAAUCAAUGUUCUUCGUGACAGGAGUCAGAACCCCCCACAGAGUAAAGGUUGUUGUUUUGUCACAUAUUACACCCGUAAGUCUGCAUUAGAAGCACAAAAUGCCCUUCACAACAUGAAGAUUCUUCCAGGGAUGCAUCAUCCCAUACAAAUGAAACCUGCAGACAGUGAGAAAAACAAUGCGGUAGAAGAUAGAAAGCUGUUUGUUGGAAUGAUUUCAAAGAAGUGCAAUGAGAACGACAUCAGACUCAUGUUUUCUCCAUAUGGUCAAAUCGAGGAGUGCCGCAUAUUGAGAGGUCCAGACGGACUAAGCCGUGGCUGUGCCUUCGUCACAUUCACAGCGAGACAGAUGGCCCAGUCUGCCAUCAAAUCCAUGCACCAGUCACAGACUAUGGAGGGCUGUUCUUCUCCCAUCGUGGUGAAGUUUGCAGACACACAGAAGGAUAAAGAACAGAAACGCAUCGCCCAGCAGCUGCAGCAACAGAUGCAACAGCUCAAUGCUGCCUCCAUGUGGGGAAACCUUACAGGGCUGAACUCACUGGGCCCACAGUACCUUGCACUUUAUUUGCAGCUUCUACAGCAGUCUGCUUCCUCUGGAAAUGCGCUCAACAAUCUCCAUCCAAUGUCAGGUCUGAAUGCCAUGCAAAAUCUGGCUGCAUUAGCAGCAGCAGCGAGUGCUACACAGGCCACACCUACAGGUAGCAGUGCGCUGACCACCUCCAGCUCCCCUCUCAGCGUCCUCACCAGCUCAGGUACGCCCUCCGGACAGCCUGCUCAAUCUGCCUGGGAUGCCUACAAGGCAGGUUCCUCUCCCACCUCCAGUACUAGUUCUUCUGUGAACCCCAUGGCAUCUUUAGGUGCUCUUCAGUCUCUUGCUGCGGGCGCUGGAGCAGGUCUCAACAUGAGUUCCCUAGCAAGCAUGGCUGCUCUAAAUGGUGGUCUGGGCAGCGGAGGUCUCUCCAACGGCUCUGGAAGCACUAUGGAGGCUCUGACUCAGGCGGCCUAUUCUGGGAUCCAGCAGUAUGCAGCUGCCGCUCUGCCAAGCCUCUACAGUCAGAGUUUACUGUCCCAGCAGAACGUUAGCGCUGCUGGCAGCCAAAAAGAAGCAAGUCUCAAUCAGAGCGUGGGCCCUGAAGGAGCAAACCUGUUCAUCUACCAUCUGCCACAGGAGUUUGGUGAUCAGGAUUUGUUGCAGAUGUUUAUGCCUUUCGGCAACGUCAUCUCUGCCAAGGUCUUUAUUGACAAACAGACCAACCUUAGCAAGUGUUUUGGCUUUGUAAGUUACGACAAUCCAGUUUCGUCCCAGGCAGCCAUUCAGUCAAUGAACGGUUUUCAGAUUGGAAUGAAGCGGCUGAAGGUGCAACUUAAACGAUCUAAAAAUGACAGCAAGCCAUACUGAGUGAUUUUGCUCUCAAAUGGACUUGGUUUGAAAAUGUUUUUCUGGUAAGUGGAGUGUCACGUUGGAAAGCUCUAAUGACCCCCACACCCAACCCUUAACACCCGUCUUUCCUAAUCCUCCUUUUACUUCUCUGGCCUUUCCUACACAUCUUCUCUCUUAACCUUAAAAACAUGCAGAUAACCUAAAGACAACAUGCAAAUUGUUAACAUUAUGAAUUUGUUCCAAGGAGAAAUGAGUUGUUGUUGUUUUUCUUUUUCACAUUUAUAUAUCGAUAUCUAUCUUUCUAAUUGUUUUGUUGAUCUUUUGUUUUCCCUUAAAUCUUUUUCUUUUUUUUUCUUUUUUGGUGCCAUAUUACAAGUUUGCUGUGUAUAAAUCUUGCGUCAAAAGGAUGUUACACAAUGAAAGCCAGCCUGCGUGACUGCUUUCAGUCCCUAAGACUGUUGAUCACUCCGGUCUGGCCCCUGUAGAUGUUCUCCUGUGUUUACACUAGACUCUUGUAGUACAUUCGGACAGUGUAAUGCUGAUGCCUCCUACAAUGCUGCCUUUCUAGAAAAUGAAGGAGGCUUGCUGCAUCGGUGCAAAAGAUAAUCAGUCACCUGAAAUAUUAUUUCGAGCAUCUGGAAAGUCAGGCUGCACUCCUCCAUUAGACUCGGUUUUCAUGGAUGCCUUUUUAUUUAAUUCAUUUAUUUAUUUAUUUCACUAAUUUAUUUAUUUAUUUUUAAUGUGUCUGUGUCUUCACAAUGAGGGUGAUGUGACAUUGCUUCAAACGUCUGUUUUAUGUAUUCUGUUGGAGGGCUCAGCUGACAACAGUAUUGAUGAUGAUGAUGAUGAUGUUUGUUUUUUAAUCACAUUUUUUACAUUCUAACAAAGACAAACACUAUUAUAUCACGUGUUCAUAGAGGACGGUUAAUCCUUCAGUGUUGGCCGUUGGCUGGAGAUGCUACACUUACUCUCAGGACAUUCUCACCUUUCUGUCAGACCAAAACGUAAUAUUCUACUCACCUGCUACAUAAAAAGUGAUGGAGCGCUUCGUUUCAGUUCAUUACUUUUCUCUUAAAGCCUCAAAUUAAAGCAAAUCCUUUUUCUGACCCAAGAUUUUUAUUCAACGCUGAAGAAUCUGCCGGUAGCACGUACGGUUUUAAAAUGGCAUUUGUAUAGAUUUUAUUAGAGUUUUUUUGGUGGUCAUUUGAUGUAUUACUCAAUUGACGCCUCGAUUCCAGAGGUCCGCGUCAAAGCUUUUAGCAAUAUUUGCAUACUGGAAAAGAGACUGAGAGAUGACAUUGCCAAGAAACCGAGCGGAAAAGAAGGAAGUUUACAAUUGCUGAAUUCAUGGCCACUUAACUGAAGUUUAUUUCCAAAAAAAAGCGUGUGUGGAGUGUGUGAUCAGUAUUUCAUUCUCAGUGUUUGUAGGUGGUCUAUCCAGACCCUUCCUGCAAUCCUCAUCAUGGUUAACCUUGUGAUUGUGUGUUUAGUAGUUACUCCACGCAGCUCGCUUUAGUUGAAUAUUAAUAAUAAUGUUAAUAAUAAGUGUUCAAUCAGAUGUUAACGCCAAUCUGAGUCCUGCAGGGUCGUGAGGUGAGAAGCUUGUUUUUAUGGAAACUGAGAAGAAAUCAUUAUCCAGAUAGUGUAUAUUACUUAACUAUUAUGCCUUUUCUAUUUUUAUAGAGGUUUUAUAAUAUUGCCUAAAUAAUUUCUCUGAAUUAAAACGGUUGUUUAAAAAAGAAAAUCUCUCAAGAUUCAACAGUGUUUUUGUAGAAUCCUAAUGUGAAGUUUUGUGGAUGCAUUCACCGAUUGUUUAAACUAUUGAUGUGUGGCCCUUUUCUUCACUAGAUGUAGUGUGUCGCCUGUUAAGUCAAACAAUUGUACCAAGAGCUCUGAAGCAGAUCCACGGUUCAGUCUAAAGCUCUUACUCGGUGUAAUAUCCUUAAGUGCAUCAUUGUGAGUCAUUUCCUCGCACCAUACCAUUAGUCAGAGCUGUAUUAGUGGAAUUGUAUUCUCACAUUUACCUCACUAUUGUUGUCACUUUUUGAAACGCUUGUAUUUAUUAAUGGUGCAUUAUUAUUAUAUUUAUAUAUUGUUUUCAUUGCAAAGAAGCCAGCUCUUGUGAACUUCGCAAUCGUACCGUUUUCCACGCUUCUCGAUCCAGACGAGGAAACGGAUGUGCCACUUUUGCUUGCUAGUUUGUUUUUAAUUCAUUAGAGACGCUGCAUUAGACUGAACCCAGGUGUGAAGCCCCUCUUGAGAUGCUAGCGCAGGGAUUCCCUCUCCCUGAUCUGUGCCUCUGUUCAAAGAAACACAGUUGUAUCACAAAACCAUUCAGUGGAAGGAAGGUGGAAGUGUGCCACGAAUCACCAUUUUGAUCAAUCCAAAGAUUCUUGUAAACUUGUUCUAGGCAGGGAUUCUGUUUGUCAGGCAGAUUAUUGUUAUCAUUAUUGAUCCAGAGCAAAUUGACUGGCGUUUGUGCGCCUUUCCAAAUAAGUGCAGAAGUAGUUCCACUAAUGUGCCAAACACAUCAAGUCUUAAAUUUCUGUAUGGGUUUUAUGUUCCAUCACGCUGUUGUCCUUCACCGAGUUCAAUGUAGCUGAACUGUACUCGUUUGUGUCACCAACCAAUAUGAGCAGCUCCAAAUCUAUAUGCAUUAUUCCACAGUCCCACACAAUUCAGAGCUGAAGCACAAAAUAAAAGGACUUUCACUGAAGAGCUGAAACAUUGAAGCACAAUUUUUCUUUUUGUUUCUCUCUCUCUCUCUUUCCCUUGGUCUCUAAAUCAACACAAUAAAUGUGUUUGUGAGAAGUGGAACUGUCCAGGACAGUGUUGAGAUGUGAUAGCAGUCAUAGGCAGGUUGUGUCGUCUCUCUCGGUGUUGUUGUUCUUGUUGUCGUCGUUUAAUGUUAUUCCCUUUGUUCACUAUUGGCAUGGUGCUUACCUCUUUCUUCCCACAUUUCCUCCUCAUUUCCUUUGUCGCAUUCAGUGUUUUGUGUUUAGAUGAUGUGUGCACCUUUGAACCCCCCCACCCUACUCCCCAUGCAGAAAAAAUAAUCAUUCAUGAAUUUGUGUUAUUUGUUUUCAUCCCUUCUCCUUUUUUCCGUUAUGCUUUAACCUAGGUUUGUUAUUCGUUUUAUUUUUGUUUUUGUUCUAGAUAUCUUCGUGCCCGUUUGUCAUCGUUUGCCUAGCAUGUCGAUGUGACGUCAAAAGUUCAUCGUCCAGUCCGUUGUCCUCUUCGCUUCUCUGACGCUUGAAAUUUCACACUUGACCUUUAUUUUGUUAACUUUUGACGCUUGUUGAUUACUUUUUUUGUUUGUUCCUUUGUGUGAUGUUCAUUUCUGUCAUUUGUGCUGCCAAUAGGGGGCGUUAGAAAGACUGCUGGAAGUGUAAAAAGUUUCUUGAAAAUUGUUUCCGAUAGAGCAAAGAGUCUAUUUUUCUAGAACGUUCAAACAUAACCACUAGGUUUCUGCCGAAGCUUUUAAUUUUUCCGAUUCUUAUGUUUUUCUUCUCUUUAUGGGAGUUUUAUUGUUUUCAAGCAGUCUUCCUAGCGCUUCUAAUUGUACUCCUUUUUUGAGUUGUUUUUUUGUCUCUUCUCAAAGCAGCCAUUCAGUUUGUAGAAUCACUUGUGUGUGUGUGUUCCAGCGUGGGUGUGUUUCCCUCUUUCUCUCACUGUUAGUUCUAAACCUUUUAGAGGAUGUGUUCGUCACAUUUUGCUGAAGUCGAGGAUAAACUUUGUAAUUUUGUGUUAGGAUAGUUGGCAUGAUGUAAUUUUUGGGAGUUUCUAUUAACAGAGUGACAUUACAAUAGACACUUGAAUUGCCUUUUUUUUUUUCUUUGUGUGUGUGUGUCGAGCCAACACGGGCACAUGUUUUUCAUUUUCCUUAUUGUGUGAAAAUCAGGAUUAGUCUGAAUUAAUGCAUAGAAUGAGCAGAGUUGAAUUUCUUGUCACAGGUAAAUAUUAAGCAUGCAUGUUCUUUUUGUUUUUGUAAGUGCACUGAAAUCCUCAGCAAAAUGUGAUCUAGUUCUGUUUCAAAGUCAAGAUGAAUAAAGUGGUGCCAAAAGUUUUGCAUGUCGCUGUUGGUUACAUUUGCAAUACGUUUCACGGCUUCUGCUAUUAUGGUCUCAUUUCGAUGGAUUAAGAUUUAAGAACAUUACAAUGUGCUUAGGCUAUGAGUUUUAACGAUGUAUUCUUGUGAGUCCUUAGAUAUAAAUUGUGCCUACUACAGCAAAACAUAUGCUCUUAAGAUGUUGUUCAGUUAAUGAUGCUUUGUUAUAACCACACCGUUGGUCUGUUUUACACUCGGCUUGCAAGCUUUUGUUUUCCCCCUCCCUGUUUCUUUUUCUCUGUACAAGUUGUGGACUGAAUGAUAGAGCUCACCUUAACUUUUAAUUUGAGGGGCGACCCUCUAAUGUCCAACAUGAACGAAGAGCUACAUUUGGGAGUUUUCUUGUUUUUAAAAGAUGUAUUCUGACAGACUAAUCCAAUCGGGGGUUGAGGUGGUUGUUUUCUAUUUAGAUUUUAAGCUGCUGUUUUGUGAGUUCAAAUGUACUCUCUGAGUUCAAACAAUUUCCUGUGGGAUGUUUGUCAUUACUGGUACAGAGUGAUUGUAUUUAACAUUUAAGAUUUGUACAGAGUUUGCCUUUUUCUACUUCAUAAGUUGUUUCACAGUGUAAAUCCCAUUAAGUAGAAGCAUGUAGACCGUAACGCCAUGACCAAACAUCAACCUGUACAACUAAAACACAAAGGAAAAAAAGUCUACUCCACAAAGCAGCCUUUAACUGAUUUAAGAUGUUUUUAAGUUGUUUUGUCAUUUAAGUUGUGUGGUUUUCAUUGCAAGUGUAGAGAGUGCAGAAUUUCUUAGAUGUCUGAAAUCAGUGUGUUGUAUAAGGUUGGUUAAGGAUUUCGCACUACUGUCUUUUCAGAAAUAUAGCAAAGUGGGCACCCAUGAAGCAGUCAUCUGGUAGUUUCUCUUUAGUUUAUGUAUGAUUAAACUGUUUGAAAAGAUUCACA
Messenger RNA from Danio rerio (zebrafish), 6869 nucleotides. NCBI's taxonomy places the organism in Eukaryota, Metazoa, Chordata, Actinopteri, Cypriniformes, Danionidae. The record is from RefSeq and is a predicted model, not a curated record.